This is a messenger RNA of Ostrinia nubilalis (European corn borer), 2047 nucleotides long. RefSeq lists its product as uncharacterized. Gene Ontology annotation, cellular component: nucleus; cyclin-dependent protein kinase holoenzyme complex; cytoplasm. The transcript has 5 exons. Gene Ontology annotation, biological process: mitotic cell cycle phase transition; regulation of cyclin-dependent protein serine/threonine kinase activity. NCBI's taxonomy places the organism in Eukaryota, Metazoa, Arthropoda, Insecta, Lepidoptera, Crambidae. Gene Ontology annotation, molecular function: cyclin-dependent protein serine/threonine kinase regulator activity. The record is from RefSeq and is a predicted model, not a curated record. Bases 1 to 1452 code for a protein of 483 amino acids.
AUGGAGUCGGAUAAAGAGAAUAUAAACAGAGUGAAGGGGACAACAAGAAUCCCGUUACCUGUCCAACCUUUGCCAGCCUUACCCAAACAUUUGGUGGAGAGCAACAAACGUAUGAACAAGGACAUCAACGAAAGAUAUCCAUUGAAAACGUUGAAUACACAAGCAUUGGCUUUACCCGGGCCAAGCCGGAGGUUCGUUACUGACAGACCUAGAAUCCCAAUGUUUGAUCAUAAACACGUCACUUUAAGGCAGAGAGUAGAAGAACUGGACUGGGAGUAUAAAGUGUUUAAAGACGACCGAGCUGAUGAUGACCAGGUUAUCUUGAUUAGUGAUGAUGAAGACGUUAGCAGGGGAGAUGAGUUUAAGUAUUUUAUUGAGAAUAAGGACAGAAAUUGCCUGGGUGAGGCCAGGGCUGCUGUGACGCCUGCUGUGAAGUCACCCUCUUUGGAGCCUAAUAGGGUUAGGAAUAUAAAAAGAAGUCUAAAGAGGCCACAUAGCAGGGAGUUGCAGGGCCUGUCUCCAGUGUGUAAGGAACAAAAGAAAGUAGAUGAGAAGGUCAGACGUCGGCUACAAUUCCAUGAGCCGCUGCAGGAACGGCUGUCUUCACCAGAUUUCUUGAAAAAGUCGUACAUGACCUCAUUAUGUCGGGACUAUGCCAACGACAUGUUCUUGUACUUGCUGGAGGCGGAGAAGAAGUGUGCUCCACCCAGGAUAUCCAGCGUCAUGAGGGCUUGUGUCAUCAACUGGCUGAUGAAGGUCAAUGGUCCCGACGGAAACCCAGCAAUCAUUCAAACCGCAGCUUGGUACUUGGAUUCAGUCUUGCACGCUGGCCAAGUCCAAGUAGACAAGCUCCAGCUGAUCGCAGCUGCGUGCUACUGGAUAGCACACAAGCUGCACGGCUCAGGAUUGUCAGCUAGCAGACUCGUCAGAUACUCCAACCAAGCGUUCUCUCCUGAGAGGCUUCUAGCAGCUGAGAAAGCUAUUCUGGAGAGGCUGAAAUUCCCUGCCCAACCAGUGGUACCGCAAGAAUUCAUCACCUACCUCGCCUGGUGGUGUGACAACGGCCACCCCGGUGAGAUCGAGGUAGCUGCCACCUUCAUCUGCAUGUCAGGGACCAUGGUGGACAAGAGUCUUUGCACUGAAUGCCCUUCUGUCAUCGGAGCUGCGGCUGUCAGGAACGCCCUUCUUCUUCUGAGGAAGAGGGAUCUGAUGAUCAAUCUGCAGAUGUGUCCUGUUUUCAGAGCAGCCGAGAAGAAAGCAACCAACAUCUCAUACACCAGCUCCAUACUACGCCGAGCGGUGCGCACAGUGGCGUCACCUACUUACGAGUACCGAACCCCGUUUGAACACUACGGAACCCCGCCUCACUACAUCGCGCAAAGGGUUAUCAACGCGGCCAACGAACUGUCAGUCAUGGAUGCUAGGAAUACCUGUAGACAGAACGUAUUUUAAAGAUUUUAAACCAUAUACUGUUGGAAUUACAGCUUAGAACUACUUGCACUGUCUAGGAGUAGCCUAACCCUAUUAGAUCGUCCUCUGCAUAGAUGCCAAUUUGUAUUCAGUUAUGUGUUUAAUUAUUUGGCUCGUGUUCUGAAACAAGACUCAUGUUGAAAUCUUCACUCAAGAAAUAAUAGAAAAUAAAUAAAAAAAUAAUUUAAAAUCGAGAUUUGGUUUAGAGUCGAUUCAGAAUACUGGCACAGUAAUAAUCGUAUAUUUUGUAAAUAGGGGCUAGAUUUCACUCGAGUGUGGUGCAGAUGCAAUCAAUGGUAGAGCGAGCAUUCGCAGAAUGUGACUCUUACUCGUAUUCAUUAUGAGCUAGAAGCUAAUCCUUUAACUGAGCAAGUAGACCUUACACUCAAAAGUCAUAAUAUUCACAAAUCUGAGUCAUUAUUUAUUUAGCACUUUGACCUAAUUUAUUUUUAGUAACAUUUGACAUUUUAGAAGAAUGGAUGAAUGUAGUUUAAUUUAUUGACUCAUAUUUAUGACAUUUUGUAACUGUGACUUGAAGCUGUUGAUGUUAUGUAGCGAUUCACUAAUAAACAAGUAA